This is a messenger RNA of Coniophora puteana RWD-64-598 SS2, 2025 nucleotides long. RefSeq lists its product as uncharacterized. The transcript is spliced from 11 exons. The coding region runs from base 1 to 2025 and encodes 674 amino acids. Lineage: Eukaryota; Fungi; Basidiomycota; Agaricomycetes; Boletales; Coniophoraceae. The record is from RefSeq and is a predicted model, not a curated record.
AUGUCUGGUGUUAGCAUCAUCUCUGAUCGGUGCAAUGGCGAACCUGUGAAAGAGCCCACUGAGUGGACCGACAAGGAUGAGGAUUUUUCGACAAUACUACCGCACGACACUGCCCACAUGGACUGCAAACUUCCUGCAAGUAUAGCAGAAGCUGGCAAACGCGACAAGCAUCCAAUUCGUACCUUCGUCUUGAAUCCUUCAUUGAUUUACGGAAUUGGAGCUGGCAUGCAACGCACUACAUUCUGGGCGCGCGACUGGAUCGAAAGGGCCAAGGAGGCAGGCCACUCUGGCACAUUUGGAGAGGGCGCAAAUGCUCUCAGCCACAUCCACAUGCACGACGUGGCUACAGCGUUGCUGGUUGUGCUGAGAGCUGCCUUGACUGGCAAGGCACAAGGUUGGAAAGCCUGUAACUACUUUGUCGGAGUGUCGUGGACAGAACAGAGGGCAUGGGCUAAGGUCGUUGGAGAUUGUCUAUACAGCAAAGGGAUAGUCAACGAGGCUGGAUGCCGCCCCUGGCCAGAGGCAGUUACCGGCCCCAAGGAUAGCACAUAUCGCCGUGCCACUCGUCUGUCUGUUCUCCCACCUCGGCGUAUAGCGAUGGCCUCAACCUUUACUCGAGGAGAACAUCUGUCGCAACCAUACCAGAUAGUCAGCACUCACCCUCCCAGCGCCAGCCAGCUCUCAGCAUCAUCCGAAGACCAUCCACUUGCGUCGCAGCCCCGCAGCCUGAGCUUUCCCCCUGCCCAUAAUGACCACCACGGGCCAAACGAAUUCGAAGACGCCUAUUUCGAACCUGCUCAACAGCCGCACGUCAUCUCACCCGAUGUUAAAGACAUCUCCGCCGUGGGAUACGAUGUCACCUACCUGCCUUGGGAUGAUCAUUGUCCCAAUGGCCUCGACCCAUUCAACCCUACCCUCGACAGCGCAUACGCGCUCGCGCUGUUUGACACCCAAAUCCGUCACGGGUUCCUCGGUCCAAACGAGAUGAACCGCUUUAACCAAGACAUCACAAGGAUCCUUUCGUUUGGCAGCGGCGCCACGUCCGAGUCAGUCAUUUCGGGGACCUCGUUCAGUGGCACUGGAGUGCAUCCUUCAGUUGAACAUCUUACCGACGCCCGUUUCUUCGAGCCUAGUCAGCCAUCCGCUUCUUGCACCGAUCCAUGCGAUGGAGUCUAUUCGCACCAGGAAGCGCCUAUAACCGGGUUCGAGGGUGGCAUUCAGUCAAUGAAUAGUAUUGCGCACAGGAACUAUCCAGCCGAGUUUCUUGCCCCGCCGGCGCCGCUUUCGCAGGCGUGCUUCGAACCUCAGGAUGGCCCUGACUUCCCACUAUUCGAACAUGGAGAUACCGUGGAACCAAGUCCUCAGACGCCCGCCAACAACAGGGAGAUCGAACUAGUGGAGAGACACUAUGAGCCCAACGUCAAUGUCGUGAACAAUCAGAACGGGGAAAGCAUGCUACAACGACUUACGCCACCACAUGCCAAACGUCAAAGCAAGAAGGAUUCACCACCAAAGAAACGCACCGCCACCGCGAGAGGAAAGGGUGCCGUCAUUUGCGCGAAGCAGUCCAUGCGUUCCGCAAUGAAAAAGGCCGUGAUCCACACCGCGAACAAGGAAACGAAAGUUCGAGCUUCGCCAUCGCCUGAAAAGGCUUUUUGCUCUACCAUCCUUCCGCCGACAUACCUGCUACUGCCAGAAAUCCCGGCGCGUCAGCGAGUGAUAGAACAGAACAGAGUCCUUCUGACCAACGCACGGAAAGAGGCCACCAGUAUACUCCGCAGACGUCUAGGGUUCACCGACGACGAGGUACUCGAACCCGAAGCCUUCAAUCAGGGGAAGAGACGGCAAAUGAGAUACGACACUUGCGUUUAUAUUCAGAUCGUGCUCUGCUGCAGCGAUCAUAACCUGUUGUUGAGAGAGGAGAUAUGCGAUGCGAUGAAGAAGAUAUGGUGUUUCAGGGACAGACCCUGCCUUGCGGAUGGCGACUGGAUGGCAAGUGCUGUUUUCAUACCAUCAAGCGGGUGA